GUCCGUCAAGUGCUAUAUAGUAGUAAUAGGAGUAGAUUGAAUCGCUAUAGAAUUUAUUUUCCUGAUAUAGAAGCUGUGCCUUUUAAGAUGGGAGACGGGUACUUUAUGGUCGCUGCAAUCGACUUCGGAACUACUUUCUCUGGCUAUGCAUUCUCAACAUCUGCGGAGUUCAAAAAAGAUCCACUAAAGAUUCACGCUAAUCAAGCUUGGGUAUCCGGACAGAGGUACCUCUUGUCUUUAAAGACACCGACAAGUCUGCUGUUGGAUAAAGAAGGGAAAUUUGUGUCAUUUGGGUUUGAUGCUGAAAACCGAUUUUCGGAUAUCGUUCUUGACGAGAAGGAAGAUGAAUUCAUGUUCUUCAACAGAUUCAAAAUGAAGCUUCACAAAAAUAGGGAACUGUCUCGAGAGAUGAUGCUCGAAGACGUUUCAAAAAAGAAAUUCCCAGCAAUAAACGUUUUUUCGAUGUCCAUUGAGGCCCUUAAAGACCACUUGAUGGACACAUUGAAAACACAAGGUUUAACCCUCGAACCAAACGAAAUACGAUGGGUUCUGACUGUGCCUGCAAUAUGGUCGGAUCCGGCCAAACAAUUUAUGAGAGAAGCAGCGAAAAUGGCUGGUUUGCCAGAUAGGAUGUUACGUAUUGCUUUGGAGCCGGAGGCAGCCUCUCUUUUUUGUCAACAUCUGCCUGUGGAGAGGCUUGCAGGAGCCUCAAAAGGGUUUGGGGUCUCCCAGGAAGGCGCCAAAUACAUAGUCAUCGAUCUAGGAGGUGGAACUGCUGAUAUCACAGUGCACGAAAAGUUAAAAGACAACAAACUAAAGGAACUUUUCAAGGCAAGUGGCGGUGCCUGUGGUGGAACAGCAGUAGAUUCCCAAUUCUUCCAGACGAUGACAAGAAUAUUUGGUGGCGAACUCAUGCACUGUCUACAGAGUGAGAAGCUCUAUGCAUACUUGGAUUUAAUGAGAGAAUUUGAAACAGUAAAGCGUGUAGUGAAACCCGAAGAUCCGGACGACAAGAAAGUUAAUAUCACCAUUCCGUAUGUGACUAUAAAUGAUUUAUGUAAAAACAUACUUGAAGAAGAUGUGAAAGAUGUAUUGAAACAAUCAACACUUAAAGACGAUAUAUCAUCCAUGGGUGACAAAUUUCGCAUAAGAGUAUCCUAUAUGAAAUCAAUGUUUCAGAAAACAAUUGAUGAAAUUGUACAACACAUUAAAUGCAUCUUAGAAAAACCAGAAGCCAAGGAUGUGUCAAGACUUCUUUUAGUGGGAGGAUUUUCUGAAUCCCAGCUCAUACAAAAUGCUGUAAAGAAAGCUUUCCCCAAAAUGCACAUCAUCAUCCCAGAAGACGCUGGCUUGGCAGUUUUGAAAGGAGCUGUAAUAUUUGGACAUCAACCAGACUCUAUUUCAUCCAGAAUCAUGAGAUACUCCUAUGGUGUCCGAAUCACGCCGGAUUUCGAGGUUUCAAAACACAGAAAUGACAAGAAAUUUAAGGUAAAUGGUGUCGCACAUUGUGCAGACAUCUUUUCGCCUUUCUUGAAAGCUGGAACAGAAGUCCCAGUUAACCACAAAGUGGUGGAUGCCUACACAAGUACCAGACCGUUUCAGGACUCAAUGCCAGUAGUGAUAUACUAUUCCGAACAAGAGUCGCCCGAGUAUGUCACUGAUGAAGGUUGUAAGAAGCUUGGUGUCCUGGAUGUUAAAAUCCCAAAUCCAUCUGCAGAAGACCACCAUUUGGCGGUUCAGUACCAGUUUGGGGACACAGAACUUCACAUGCUUGCAGUGGAAGUUCAAUCAAAAACGCCCUGUUCUGCCAAAUUUAAUCUUAUAUGACUGCUUUUCAAACCUUACCGUCCAUCAAUCUAAUUUUUUGCAUUUUACACAAAAUAAUUAUUCUGUCUGCAUGAAAUAUGUAGAUGACGAACAUUAUCCAAACUCAAAGUGCAUUUAAAGAAUACAAAUCUGGAGCAAAGCCAAGUUUACAUAAUUAACACAAAUAAAUGAUAUAUCUUCAUUGUAAAAAUAUAGACCCAUAAUGAGCACGUCUUAGAUAAGGCACACUUACGUAAACAUGAGUUGAUAAAAUUAUACACAACUCAAACGUAUUUUGCAAUCAAAACUAUUAUGAUGUACACUUUACAUAUGUGAAAUAUUUAAAAACGUGCUCCUAUACAUAGAAAAUCAGGUUUAACAAACCAUGUUUAUAACUGUCAAGACGGUAACUGGGAGUGUUUUAGAACAAAUGAAAGACAUUGAAAAUAUAUAAUAAGU
Molecule: messenger RNA, 2265 nt
Organism: Saccostrea cuccullata (small rock oyster)
Lineage: Eukaryota; Metazoa; Mollusca; Bivalvia; Ostreida; Ostreidae
Product: heat shock 70 kDa protein 12A-like
Exons: 5
Coding region: 88-1827 (579 amino acids)
Molecular function (GO): ATP-dependent protein folding chaperone; ATP binding
Source: RefSeq, a predicted model, not a curated record